Messenger RNA from Vigna angularis (adzuki bean), 1481 nucleotides. Its product is annotated as alpha-amylase. Bases 34 to 1299 code for a protein of 421 amino acids. Gene Ontology annotation, biological process: carbohydrate metabolic process. Gene Ontology annotation, molecular function: alpha-amylase activity; calcium ion binding. The transcript is spliced from 4 exons. NCBI's taxonomy places the organism in Eukaryota, Viridiplantae, Streptophyta, Magnoliopsida, Fabales, Fabaceae. The record is from RefSeq and is marked provisional.
ACUCAAACACAACGCCAAAACAAAAUCAAAGCUAUGGAUUCCUUCUCUCGGCUCAGCAUUUUUUGUCUCUUCAUUUCACUCCUUCCUCUUUUCUCUUCCCCUGCCUUGCUGUUUCAGGGGUUCAACUGGGAAUCAAGUAAGAAAGGGGGGUGGUACAACUCUCUUAAGAACUCUAUUCCUGACCUUGCAAAUGCGGGAAUCACUCAUGUGUGGCUCCCUCCUCCCUCUCAAUCUGUUUCUCCUGAAGGAUAUCUUCCAGGAAGGCUAUAUGAUCUUGAUGCAUCAAGAUAUGGAUCCAAGAAUGAACUGAAGUCCCUGAUUGCUGCUUUUUAUGAGAAGGGGAUAAAGUGCCUAGCUGACAUAGUGAUCAACCACAGAACUGCAGAGAGGAAGGAUGGGAGAGGAAUAUAUUGUAUCUUUGAAGGUGGUACUCCAGAUUCACGCCUUGAUUGGGGUCCAUCUUUCAUUUGCAGAGAUGACACUGCUUAUUCUGAUGGUACUGGAAACAACGACAGUGGAGAGGGCUAUGAUGCUGCACCUGACAUUGAUCAUCUCAAUCCACAGGUGCAAAGAGAGUUGUCAGAAUGGAUGAACUGGCUCAAAACUGAGAUUGGUUUUGAUGGAUGGAGGUUUGAUUUUGUGAAGGGCUAUGCCCCUAGCAUCUCCAAGAUCUAUAUGGAACAGACUAGGCCAGAUUUUGCAGUAGGUGAGAAAUGGGAUUCUCUCUCAUCUGGCCAGGAUGGGAAGCCAAACUAUAACCAAGAUAGUCACCGUGGGGCACUGGUGAAUUGGGUUGAAUCUGCAGGUGGAGCUAUUACUGCAUUUGAUUUCACAACAAAAGGAAUUCUUCAGGCUGCUGUGCAAGGAGAAUUGUGGAGGUUGAUAGAUCCAAAUGGCAAGCCUCCUGGAAUGAUUGGUGUGAAACCAGAAAAUGCAGUAACUUUCAUUGACAACCAUGACACUGGUUCCACACAGAGACUUUGGCCAUUCCCUUCUGACAAAGUCAUGCAAGGAUAUGCCUACAUUCUAACACACCCUGGCACCCCCUCAAUAUUCUACGACCACUUCUUUGAUUGGGGCUUGAAGGAGCAGAUUGCCAAAUUGAGUAGCAUAAGGGUGAGGAAUGGGAUCAAUGAGAAAAGCACUGUUAAAAUUUUGGCAUCUGAAGGUGACCUUUAUGUUGCAAAGAUAGACAACAAGAUCAUGGUGAAGAUAGGACCAAAGAUGGACCUUGGAAAUCUUAUUCCCUCAAAUUUCCAUGUUGCUACGUCUGGCCAAGACUAUGCCGUGUGGGAGUGAAUAAUUUAUUACAGUAUACAAUAAAGAACACUAUCAUAAACUACCUUGUCAUUGGGUAUAAGAUCAUUUUAUGAAAUGUUUAAUUCACCCCUUUACCCAAUGCAAUUUCCCUUAAUAUUUAUAAACCAUAAUUACAAGAUCACAAAUCUUUAUGCAAAAUUUUCAUCUAUUACUUGUGUGAG